Nipponia nippon (crested ibis) is the source of this 1920-nucleotide messenger RNA. NCBI's taxonomy places the organism in Eukaryota, Metazoa, Chordata, Aves, Pelecaniformes, Threskiornithidae. The record is from RefSeq and is a predicted model, not a curated record.
AUGGCCUCAGGAACUGAGCGGGGCGUGGAGGCGGCCGGCGGCCCUGCCGUCUGCUACCGGGAGCUGAGCCGGUUCCCUGCCAUCACCCGUGCUGCCCUUGGCGCCGCCGCAGAGGGACAGACCUUCCUUCUCUACACCGAGUGCAGCCGCCCCGAUCCGUCACGCCGCCGGCUCCUGCGCUUCAGCCGCCACUACAGCCUGCGGCGCACAGGCGGUGGCGGCCUCGCCGUCAGCCGGGCAGCGCUCAGCACCGAGAUCCACAACCAGCUCCUCAGCCAGGACUCACCCACGGGGCAGCACCGCGCAGUGCUCAGCCGCUGCCCACAGCAGGGCCACGAGCUGCUGGAGGUGUGGGGCAGCGGCGGGCGCAGCCACAGUGUGGACCUCACGGCGUUGGGGAAGCACGGGGCAGUCUACACAGAGGGGCCCUUUGCCUGUCUGGCCUGGUCCCGCUCAGAGACGCGGCUGCUCUACGUGGCCGAGAAGAACUGGCCCAAACCACGGCCCCCCUGCCCCUGGGAUGUGCCAGGAGCAGCCAGGCCAGUGGAGGAGGACAAAGAUGAGGAGGGUGAGCAGUUCGUGUACCGCGAGGACUGGGGGGAGGCACUGAGCACCCGCAGCGUGCCCGUCCUCUGUGCCCUGGACCUGGAGAGCAGCAGCCUUUCAGUGCUGGAGGGUGUCCCGGAGCAUCUCUCCCCUGGCCAGGCCCUGUGGUCCCCAGAUGACUGCGGUGUGGUGUUUGUGGGCUGGUGGCAUGAGCCCUUCCGCCUGGGGCUGAGAGCCUGCUCCAACAGGAGGUCAGGGAUUUUCCACUUGGACCUGGCCAGUGGGCUCUGUGAGCUGCUAUCAGCCGAGCACAGUGCUGCCUGCUCCCCUCGGCUGAGCCCCAAUGGCCGGCGCCUGCUCUACCUGGAGGGAGACCUGGGGGGGCCCCACCGGCAGUGCCUGCGUCUGCGCAUGGUGAGCAGGGCCCUGCGGCUCACCUGGCAGACAAGGCAGACGGUGACGGUGCUCGACGUGGUACAGGAGCCCACAGAGGGUGAGUGUGCCUUUGCUGGGCUCUACGCUGAGACGCUGCCGCUGCGGUGCUGGGCAGCUGACAGCCGGCGAGCCGUGCUGGGCACCCCACAGCGGAGCCGCACAGACUUGCUGCUCGUGGACACGGAGGCGGCCACUGUCACCAACCUGACGGCAGGGUUGCCUGAAGGGUGCUGGGAGCUGCUUACCCUCCAGUGGGACCUGCUGGUGGCCUCCUGCUCCGCCCCGCACCGCCCCCCCAGCCUGGUGGUGGCGGUGCUGCCACCGUCAGGCCAGGAACUGCCCCUCCACUGGGUGCCGGUGGAGGAUUCCCCAACAGUGCCCGGUGUCGCCUGGAAGACCCUGACAGUCUGGCCACCCUGCAGCAGGCAGAGCCCAGCCACACACGGUGCCCAGGCCUUCGAGGCCCUGCUGCUGAGCCCACCGGACAGCACAGCACCACAUCCCCUCGUCGUGUGCCCCCAUGGUGGCCCCCACGCUGUCUUUGAUGCCCGCUGGCGCCCGAGCAUGGCCGCACUGUGCCGGCUGGGCUUCGCCGUGCUCCUAGUGAACUACCGUGGCUCCCUGGGCUUCGGCCAGGCCAGCAUCAGUUCCCUGCUCUCCCAAGUGGGUGAGCAGGAUGUGGCGGACACCCAGGUGCGGACACCAGUGCUGCUGUGCGUGGGCGCCCGGGACCGGCGCGUCAGCCCCACGCAGGCACUGGAGCUGUACAGAGUGCUGCGGGCCAGGGGUGUGCCAACGCGGCUGCUGUGGUAUCCGGAGGGCGGCCAUGCGCUGGCCGGCGUGGAGACGGAGGCCGACGUCUUCGGGAACUGCGCCCGCUGGCUCCUCUGGCACCUAGGGCAGCCCCAGCAGGAUGGGCCAGGCCAACACAGCCCCUAG